CGCCGGCUGGCUGACUUCAGGCGCGUCUUGAAUUCGGACCACGCUCCCCGCAGUUCCCGCCCAGACGCGAUCGAGCACUCUGAUUGGUCAGACUCGCCGGAUCGACCACCCGCCGCGUGAACUCAGCACAACCGCCAACCCCCAAUAAAGGAGAAGCACAAGAACUCCUCGCCAUGGAGCACCCGACCUACCACAACUCACCACCAACCUCAGCAGAAGAUGUCGACAAGCGAACCCAUGCCCGGAGGAAGUGACUGCCUGAUCAAAUUCGGAUCUCGGGCCGACUACAACCGCUUCGUUGGCCAACUGCGCUCUCAACUCCGCUCGUAUCUGAUCACCUCAUGUCAAGAAAACAAUAUCGAAAUCGGCAGCCCGGACUACCUGGCCGUCGAAUCCGUCCUCAUGGAUGUAUUCAUGAAAUAUACGCUCGAAUUUAUUAGGGAAAAUCUUCUCGUGGAUGGCCGUCCUCUUACACCCCCGCCAGAGUUUUCUGAGCCAUCUCGACGGGUCAAUGGGACCGGAUCAGCAGACCAGCCCAACAGCCAUCACAAUCGGUCGAAUAGCAGUCGAAGCAAGGAGCCCAAACCACCUCGGACGAGGCCAUGCGAUACGGCGCUGAACGAACGAGUGAUCCGACAGCAGUAUGCCCUCUAUGACGCUGCGGUUGAGAACACCCGGAAGCGGAAAGACCUUCCAGGCCACAUCGUCCAACGCAUCGAGGCCGCUGCCGAACAAUCUACCAAACACUUGCACUCCCAGACCAAAGAGGUCGAUCAGCUCGAAGCUACUAGAGCCGAAGAAGCCGCUAAUGACCCUCGGCAGAGGUGGGACGUCUUGAAUGCUGAGCCGCCCAAUAUCCAAGAAACACAACAAGAUUUCACUGGUGCUAAUCAAGCUAUCUGUAAACUGAUCCAAUCCCUGCCUCAAUUAAUCCAAACUGCCUCUCGAGCCAUCAACUUACACGACGAAGUAGCAAACGCAUUGAAAUCCGCUUGACUUACAUCCAUCUUCAAACGUACUUGUACCUAUUUAACCUAGACUUCGUUCUUUCUCUUGUUGUUUUUGAUAUUCACUUUACAGCUCCUCUCAUGUACGCUUUUCUUGUGAUUGUUUUCAUCAGUGAUUUGUCUACCAGCACAUGUAUUUCUAUCAAUCAGUAGACAAAUUCAGACCAAUUUAGAAUGACCCUGGGAACUGUACGUCUGGUUAUCUCGCCGGAACACGGUAUGUGUGUGUUCAUGACUUUUGCGUUUGGUGUGGACUUCAGGAAACAUGCAUGUCAACUGUCAACAUUUCAUGCUACCGAUUUUUUUGAUCCACCUGACAUGCAGGCAAAAUGUGCAUCAAUUUGUAUUAAUAUCAUCCCGUCUUUGACACGACAAUGGCGUUUCCUGUAGACCUUGCAAAAUCUCAAAUCAGAUCAAUCCGGC
Molecule: messenger RNA, 1430 nt
Organism: Puccinia graminis f. sp. tritici CRL 75-36-700-3
Lineage: Eukaryota; Fungi; Basidiomycota; Pucciniomycetes; Pucciniales; Pucciniaceae
Exons: 4
Coding region: 220-996 (258 amino acids)
Biological process (GO): mitotic sister chromatid segregation
Cellular component (GO): kinetochore
Source: RefSeq, a predicted model, not a curated record